Messenger RNA from Mugil cephalus (flathead mullet), 4601 nucleotides. RefSeq lists its product as uncharacterized. Gene Ontology annotation, biological process: intracellular signal transduction; cell redox homeostasis. Lineage: Eukaryota; Metazoa; Chordata; Actinopteri; Mugiliformes; Mugilidae. The record is from RefSeq and is a predicted model, not a curated record. Bases 186 to 1664 code for a protein of 492 amino acids. Gene Ontology annotation, molecular function: electron transfer activity. The transcript is spliced from 11 exons.
AAUGCGGCUGCGCAGUGGGGAUGCACCGUUGGGGAGAAGCUGGUCCGUUUACCUGCAAGAUAAGCCGUUUAGAUGUUGUGGAACUUGGUUAUUCAUUAAUAUUUUUAAUUGACGAGACAAAGCGGGUCAACUCUGCAGUUUAACGUCGUACUCCCGUGUCAAGCGAGGGAACCAAACCCUGAAAGAUGGAGGGGUCUGAGAGCAGCGCGCUAGGCAGAGUAACCGUGUACUCCAUCCAGGGCUGCCCGCACUGCAUUCAGGCUAAGGCCACCCUCGGGCGCCUGGGAGUACCAGUGCGCGACGUGGACAUUGGUAAACACUCUGAGCUGAGAGCGAGGGUGAAGGAGCUGACGGGACGCAGCACAGUCCCUCAGAUCUUCUUCAACAGCGUGCACGUCGGGGGCAACGACGACCUGCAGAAACUGCCUCCCGAGGAACUUCAGAGACUGGUGAAUCUGGUCAAGGACGAGCCUCUACGAGCAGAUGCUCCACCUUUACCAGAGAUAAAUCAGGUGGAGGAGACGGCCGCUGACAACGAUGGAGGGUUUAAGUGUGAGAGAGAUGAGUUGGCAGAGCUGGUAGAGGACCUCAAACAUGGCAGUGUGAUUGGCAGUCAUAGGAAGGGCCUGACUUCAUACAAAAAGUGCUUCUCAGGCAGCCAGCUGGUUGAGUGGCUGCAGAAACAGAAGGGCAUGGCCAGGGAUGAGGCCCUGAACACUGGCCAGGCUUUGUUGCAGAAGAAGUACAUGGUCAGUGUGAAUGGCUCUGGGCAGCAGGAUGCAAGUUUUGGGGAAGGAAAAGACGCCAUGGAGAAGCUGUACAGGCUGAUGGAGGACGACCCUAACUCGGCCCUCAACGUAGGACAGACUGCAUCCUGCAGUCCCAUACAGGCUGCUGAGCUCUCUUUGCUUUUACGGGACUUGAUUCUGAAAUUGUUCUCGGAGCAUCUCUCUGCCGAUGGCAAGUCGGUGGACUACAAAGGCAUGUCGGUGAACCCUGCGUUCGAGCGUUACUGUGAGCUCGCCAUUCAGCUGCAGAGGGUGGAGCUGCUUUCCUUGACCCGGGAGGAGAAGCUGGCCUUCUUCAUCAACAUCUACAAUGCCUUAGUCAUCCAUGGGUACCUACGACUGGGGGCCCCCACCAACAUUUUUCAGAGAUACAGGUUCUUCAAUUAUGUGAGUUACCUGAUUGGAGGAGAAGUGUUCACAUUACAGGACAUUGAGAACGGCGUCCUUAGAGGGAACAGAAAAGGAGUCGCGCAGCUUCGAAAGCCCUUCUCCAAAACCGACCCGCGACUUCAAAUGGCGCUUCCUGAUGCUGAGCCACUCAUUCACUUUGCCUUGAACUGUGGCGCAAAGGGCUGCCCACCAAUUAAAACGUACAGUCCACAGGACAUCGACAGCCAGCUCCGCAUAGCAGCCGAGGCCUUCCUGGAGAACGACGAUGCCUGUGUGGUCGAUUCUGGGAAGAGAGAAGUGCGACUCAGUCAGAUAUUCAAGUGGUACAAGGCUGACUUCGGAGGCACAGAUGAGAAGCUGCUCAAGUGGGUGCUGGAGCACAUGGGGGACUCUCCGAAGAAGACGAGCCUGCAGAGCGUCGUUUCCAGCGGGAAGCCCAAAGUCACCUUCCUCCCGUACGACUGGAGCACCAACAGCUCCCACUGAGCACGCUCACACGGACACACCUGGGCUGGUGAUGGAACGCGUACCAAAUGAAGUCUGCUGGUGCCCAACCAUGCAAAUGUUUUUUAUGCAAAUCAUACAAUAGGUCAGAGUGGUGAGAAGGUUCACGUUUGCACUGUAUCAUCCAACUGUACUUCUCCUGUAGGCUUACUCAGCUUUAAAGUCAUCUGUGGAUGUUAUUGAGUAGCACAUCAUGUUUUAUGGGUGGAAAGUAAUAAAAAGAGAACGUUAUUUGCACAAACAAAAGCUUCGUUCUCCAGCAGCCUAAUUAAUAUAAUAAAACUCACAUUUGAUAUUUCAUUGUGUAAUGGCCUCCGUGCUCUCUAGUCCGUGUCAGCAACUCAGGAGUCAUAGAUUAUCGUCAGAACCUCGGGUCCACGACACUGUUCAUCGAUUUGGAGCAUUUAAUUAGAUCAGGAUCCAAACUCGCCACCUUAACAAGCCAUAUCAAACCCUUCCGAACUUAAAAUCUCACUCGCUCAUGUGUAGCGGACUGCAGAUUCCUCACAAAUCUGGUCCAUCCAUUUUUUUUUUUUUUGAGCCCACAGAUGUAAACAGGUUGAUGUUGUGCUGAGGUGGGAAAGAUUUAACACUUAACAAAAAUACUGUACACGCUGAUAUUAAAUGCUACAUUUGUAGAAUUAACAUGUCUUUUAACAUCUAUAAUCCAGGUCUGUGCACAUUUCUAACUAUUCUCUAGCUCAUCUGAUUGAGUCUGAUUUAAUCCUUGAACUAUAAAGUAUAGUUAGUGUGUGUGUGUGUGCUACUUUAGAACGCACAGACAGAUGCAGUGCUUGAUCAGUUCUUAAUCUUAGACAGAAUUAUUCCUCGUGGCUUCUCAGCCGUGUUUUAGAUCCAGGUCUUCCACAGUACAUCGGAAAAGUGCUAUUGCUGUGUUUUAAGCGCAGAUGUUUAGUAAAAAAAAAAAAAAAAUUCUUAUUGAAAUAUUAAUCAAGACUACUCCCACUUGGGGAUUAGGCACUCUGACACUUUGCAUGUUUACCGCAAACUUUGAAUGCCAUCGAAACGUAUUUGUACUUUUUUUUUUUUUUUUCCCCACAAACGUUCACUGUUGGUUCAUAUGUGAAUAAUGUGAAAAAUGUGUCAGUCCUGCCUAGAUUUUCUUCACAAAUCAGCUGAUCAUCAAUACGAUUAAAUACGUACAUUAGUUUAAUUGAAGCUUUUGUAGGUUUUUAAGGGGAUGUCCACCUGAUGAGGUUUACAAAACAUAAUUGAAAUUAUAGUAUUUUUUUUUCUCUUAAUGUUUUUAAGAUGUUUUUCAUUUUCCAGUGCGACGCCCACACGUUAUAAAUUUAUAUGACGGGGAUUUAUCAUUUAGGAUUUUCUGACCUCAGGUUAACGCAGAGCUGAACUAUAUUGAGGUUGUUCGAUGUCAUUAAGGCGCUGUGUGCUGCAUGUUGAUUUCCUGUCUUAGCUAUUUCAGCUCAUUCUGUAUGGUCUGUUUGCAAAAACAAAAAGUAUUUUCGGUUUGAACCUUGCGCACUGUAAGGGUGGAUUUUUCUUCAAGCUGCAAGCGGCACCAAAGCAAACGGUUACAUUAGCACGUGUCAGGGCUGGAAUGCAUCGCUGCAUGAGAUACUGGGACAACCCUCCCAUCAUGAAUGCUGGCCUGUGGCAGGGACUGCCUCUGUGUCACUGCUUUGUUCCUAGCCUAUACGCUUAGCCAUAAUAUAUAUAUAUAUAUAUCUCUCAAUAGGACCUCAAUUGUGAUUUAGGUUUGAUAUUAAAAUCUAAGAGUACAAAUCCACAUUUGGUUGUACUGUGCUUAACUCCGUUAUUGAAUGACGGAUAUUUAGACACUUUGUAAUAGAAAACAAUAAUAAUGGUCCCAGAACUUCUUUCAGAAAAUGACCUCAUGUUUCAGGAAGAUGUGAUGCAAAAAAAUGUUCUUACAUGCUCCCUAUUUCUUGGGGCGAACGAUGAAGCAAUAUGUUAAUAAAUAGCAAAUAUGCAAUGCUGAACUAAAUCCAUUUGUCGAGUCUGCUUUCUCUUUUAUUCUAGCGUCUGCUUAAAACUUACACGAGACACUGAAGGAAAACUGCCCGGUUAUCGUUGGUGAAUAAUGUGGCAAACAUAUCGCAAACCAACGUAACUCAACACCCACAACAACAGCUGUUUCUUUUAAUCAUUUGUUUAUUCAAACAAAUUUAAAUCACCUUUUCUUUAAGAAAAAUAGAUGAGAAUCAUUACCAUUACAAAUCCAGUCUAUUGACAUCUGUACAUAUAAAUAAGCAGGUUUAAGUGCGCAGUCCCAUAAAAACAUGACAUUUAAAAAGUUCAACCAUCCGGAAAGUUUAUACAUGACAACCAAUGAAGUGUACCACAUUAUGAAACACAAUCAUUGAGCUAAACCUUUGAGAUUCAAAGCUAGCGGGUACUGAUUUUAAUGUUUGUCUUUUUACAGUUCAAACACUGACUCAGUCUUGGCACUAAUGAAACUGAAUGAUUCCUAUGCUGUACAGAGAAUUCGACGUGGUUUCAGACUUUAUGAUCAAUAAGGGAACAGAGGACAAGGUAGACGAAGGCAACCCCAAUCCUGCGCGACUACAGAACCCAGCCCACACACGGUUACACUGAAACACCUUUCACAGUUUGAAAUGUUGCUGCGUGUGAUAAACGUUUGGAGGAUUUAUUCCAAACUUAACACGAGUGCAGAGAGAGACAGUUACCAGACAUCCACUGUUUCUGAAGAUCAACUCGAUUCUUAUUUUAUACAUAUCCACUCCACACUGACAGCGCUCUUGAGCGGCGCAGUGUUUAUUUGGAAGACUGUCGGACAAAGUGAUGCACAAUCUCUUGAAUGUGACAAGACUGUCGCCAAGAGCUUUGGAGAAAAAACGAUUCACUGCUAGAGCCUUGAUCCCAGCUCAUGUUUUGUAAAAUAUAUUUAAGAAUAGU